UUGAACUACACGUAUAUCGACAUAACCGUUUCCUUGGUAUUCUGGUUUUCGUAUUAGUAGUAGUAGUGUUCCUUAAAUUCAUUUUGUUUCUUCCCUUUGAAAAAAGCAAAGCAAAGACAAAGCAGAUGUUUCCUUCUUCCGAUCCCAGUACCCAAUGCUCAUGAAUUCACUUUAUUGUUUAUUCCAAGCAUCUUUUCUUGCCCUUCCCCUGGUCUCCUCCAUAUAUAUGUGUGUGUGUGUGUGUGUGUGUGUGUGUGUAAAUUAAUCCUCCUCGCUAUUCUCUAUCAUCAACUCAUCCCAACUUUCUCUCUCUCUGCCACAACUGAUAUUCCUGCAACAACCCUCCCAUCGUCUAACUUGCCGUCCUUGUCUCCUCUCCAUUUCUUCAUUUGUUCUCCCCAAGCACAUCAUUCCUCCAUGGAGAGUGUGGAACUGAAAGUGGAGAUGGUUGGCAUACACGAGAAAAGGCUGAGGAAAUGCCUGUCCAAAUUGAAGGGGAUAGAGAAAGUGGAAGUGGAUGCCAACAAUCAGAAGGUGGUGGUGACGGGUUACGCACAUCGGAACAAGGUGCUGAAAGCAGUGAGGCGAGGUGGUCUCAAAGCCGACUUCUGGUCCGCCCAGAAUGAGCUUCUCACUGCAUACGCUAGCGCCUCUGCCACUUAUGGAAGCUUCAGAUUCAACAACUUCGGCUUCUCCUAGACAACGUACCUGAGGUCCGCAGGACAUACCAAAUUAUAUAAGUUUUUGGGUUUUUCUUUCGUGUUUUUGGGUUUUUUUUUUUAACAGUUUUUUUAAUUUUUUUAUUCCCUUCUCCCCCAAAGAGAUAUCAUAUAGAUGUUCAAUGAUACAUAGAGUGAGUUGGAGUUGAUGGAAGACUGUUUUCCGCAGCUUAAUUUGUAAGAUUUUCCUUGAAUCAAGAAUACACAAUUUUACCUUUUCCUCGUGGUUAGA
Diospyros lotus (date-plum) is the source of this 951-nucleotide messenger RNA. RefSeq names its product heavy metal-associated isoprenylated plant protein 28-like. Bases 418 to 699 code for a protein of 93 amino acids. Gene Ontology annotation, molecular function: metal ion binding. The transcript has 3 exons. The record is from RefSeq and is a predicted model, not a curated record. NCBI's taxonomy places the organism in Eukaryota, Viridiplantae, Streptophyta, Magnoliopsida, Ericales, Ebenaceae.